AUGACGAGCGCCAUUAUCUCCUCCAAUGCUCACGGUGACCCCGAAAUAGGUGAUGAGAUUCCCACGGUCCUGAAGCAAGUGACCACGUACAAACGCCGUGCGGUCGUGGGUUGGAAUCACCAGAAUGAUACACCAAACGGUCUCCAAAGCGGCAAGGUCUGGGGCUGGGUUUCCGAGCACGAUCAUUUCUGUGUAUACGACGAAUCGUUCAAUAGGUCACUCGAGGCAGGUGACGUGAGAUUCUGUGGAGUGGCCAACUUCACCAUGUACAGACAAUUGAUCAGAAAAUGGCGAAUUAGCCAAGAUCUUCCCGUCGAUGAUGACCUCCAAAAUCCAAUCCAACCACGACAGACUGGCAACAGACGAGGCCGACCUGCUCGGCGAUCACGAGGCGGGAGAGCUCUAAGAGGAGGACGAGGACGUGGACGAGGCAGACCAAGGGCAUCACGAUCCAGAAUUCGUGAAGGUGAAGACAAGGCUAGCCGCGAUCAAAACCGAGACGACGUUAUAGCUAUAUCCGAUGACGAUGACGACGACGGGGGAUCUGAUACGGAGCUCCUAAAUUCCAUGCGACGGGAUAGGGCUGCAGCUGGUAAUGUACAGAACAACGACGGGCUAUUCACUAGUCCUUCUGCGGAAGAAGUCAAGACAGAGGCUAGAUCAGCAAGCGUCCGCUUUGAUAGAGGCUCUAGUGCUCGAGAUCGAAGUGUCGAAACGCCAACUCUCAAUUCCAAUCGACCCGAUCUCACUGACAACCAGGACGAAGGCGAGGAAAUCACGCCUACUACUGGCACGACAGAUUCGCUGGUCGGCAAUGAUGCUAUGGAUUACCCAUUAGUCGAGGACGAUACUCGACCCGUGGACACAAACGAAGUCACGCAGCAAGGUAUGACGCCACUUCCUUCGUCGAUGGCCACGACCGUUGUAGGUUCAGCUGCCUCUACUGUCGAGGACGCCUCUUUCCCUCCUUUGCCGGGAUUGACUGGAGAAGAGAAGUCCAUGCGGGAGGUCAUUGAUCUGACAAGAUUUCUGGUCGGUGAACGAAUGGAGCCGAUUGUCAUUGACGACGAUUGA
Messenger RNA from Lithohypha guttulata, 1074 nucleotides. RefSeq lists its product as uncharacterized. The record is from RefSeq and is a predicted model, not a curated record. The transcript is spliced from 2 exons. Lineage: Eukaryota; Fungi; Ascomycota; Eurotiomycetes; Chaetothyriales; Trichomeriaceae. Bases 1 to 1074 code for a protein of 357 amino acids.